Molecule: messenger RNA, 5965 nt
Organism: Arvicanthis niloticus (Nile rat)
Lineage: Eukaryota; Metazoa; Chordata; Mammalia; Rodentia; Muridae
Gene: Sec63
Product: SEC63 protein translocation regulator
Biological process (GO): SRP-dependent cotranslational protein targeting to membrane; post-translational protein targeting to endoplasmic reticulum membrane
Cellular component (GO): Sec62/Sec63 complex
Molecular function (GO): RNA binding; transmembrane protein transporter activity
Source: RefSeq, a predicted model, not a curated record
GUGGAGGAGCCGGCCGGGGAGGGAACAGCCGCGUGGGGCGGGAACUAGCUCCUCUCGCGAGAGUUGGCGACGGCCGCGGCGGCGUGUCCGUGAGAGCGGCGUGGGGGCGGGGAGGAGCGGCGGCGGCGGCGGCGGCGGUGGAGGCGUCCGAGCUACGCCACACGGGGCCGGGGCGCCGGAGCCGGAGCGCAGCGCGGGGUCGUGGCGGCGGCGGUGAGGGGAGCGCGGCGGAGGAGGCGGAGCCAUGGCGGGCCAGCAGUUCCAGUACGAUGACAGCGGGAACACCUUCUUCUACUUCCUCACCUCCUUCGUGGGGCUCAUCGUGAUCCCCGCCACCUACUACCUCUGGCCCCGAGACCAGAAUGCGGAGCAAAUUCGAUUAAAGAAUAUCAGAAAAGUAUAUGGAAGAUGUAUGUGGUAUCGUUUACGGUUAUUAAAACCCCAGCCAAAUAUUAUUCCUACAGUAAAGAAAAUAGUUCUGCUUGCAGGAUGGGCACUGUUCUUAUUUCUUGCAUACAAAGUUUCCAAAACAGACCGUGAAUAUCAGGAGUACAAUCCAUAUGAAGUAUUAAAUUUGGAUCCUGGUGCAACAGUAGCAGAAAUUAAGAAACAAUAUCGCUUGUUGUCACUUAAAUAUCAUCCAGAUAAAGGAGGCGAUGAAGUUAUGUUCAUGAGGAUAGCAAAAGCGUACGCAGCUUUAACAGAUGAAGAGUCUCGGAAAAAUUGGGAAGAAUUUGGAAAUCCAGAUGGGCCUCAAGCUACGAGCUUUGGAAUUGCUUUGCCAGCUUGGAUAGUUGACCAGAAAAAUUCGAUUCUGGUUUUACUUGUGUAUGGACUGGCUUUUAUGGUUAUCCUUCCUGUUGUGGUGGGCUCUUGGUGGUAUCGGUCAAUACGAUAUAGUGGAGACCAGAUUCUAAUACGUACAACACAGAUUUAUACAUACUUUGUUUAUAAAACUCGAAAUAUGGAUAUGAAACGUCUCAUUAUGGUUUUAGCUGGAGCUUCUGAAUUUGAUCCUCAGUAUAAUAAAGAUUCCACCAGCAGGCCAACAGACAACAUCUUAAUACCACAGCUAAUCAGGGAAAUUGGCAGCAUAAAUUUAAAGAAGAAUGAACCUCCACUGACCUGUCCAUAUAGCCUGAAGGCCAGAGUUCUUUUACUGUCUCAUCUUGCUAGAAUGAAAAUUCCUGAGACACUGGAAGAAGAUCAACAAUUCAUGCUGAAAAAAUGUCCUGCUCUGCUUCAGGAAAUGGUUAAUGUAAUCUGCCAGCUAAUAAUAAUGGCCCGGAGCCGCGAAGAAAGGGAGUUUCGUGCUCCAACUUUGGCAUCCUUAGAGAACUGUAUGAAGCUUUCCCAGAUGGCUGUGCAGGGGCUCCAGCAGUUUAAAUCUCCCCUUCUGCAGCUCCCUCAUAUUGAAGAGGACAAUCUUAGAAGAGUCUCAAAUCAUAAAAAGUACAAAAUUAAAACUAUCCAGGAUUUGGUCAGUUUAAAAGAAUCAGAUCGUCAUAGUCUGCUACACUUCCUUGAGGAUGAAAAGUAUGAAGAGGUCAUGGCGGUUCUUGGGAGUUUCCCGUAUGUGACCAUGGACAUAAAAUCACAGGUAUUGGAUGAUGAAGAUAGCAAUAACAUCACAGUAGGAUCCCUAGUUACAGUGUUGGUUAAAUUGACGAGGCAGACGAUGGCUGAAGUAUUUGAAAAGGAGCAGUCCAUCUGCGCUGCUGAGGAACAGCCUGCAGAAGAAGGGCAGAGUGAUGCCAACAAGAUCAAGGCAAAAGGAGGAUGGCAGCAGAAGAACAAAGGACCCAAGAAAAUGCCCAAAUCCAAAAAAAAGAAGCCUUUAAAAAAGAAAUCCACAACUGUGCCCUUACCUCAGGCAAAGCAGCAGAAGCAGAAGCAGGCGAAUGGAGUUGUUGGGAGUGAAGCUGCAAUAAAGGAGGAAGACGACGACAUUUCUGACAAAGGCAGCGAUUCUGAAGAGGAAGAAACCAAUAGAGACUCUCAGAGUGAGAAAGACGAUGGUAGUGACCGAGAGUCUGAUAGAGAGCAAGAUGAGAAACAGAGCAAAGAUGACGAAGCAGAGUGGCAAGAGUUACAACAGAGUAUACAGAGGAAAGAGAGAGCUCUUCUGGAGACCAAGUCAAAGAUCACACACCCCGUGUACAGUCUCUACUUUCCUGAGGAAAAACAAGAAUGGUGGUGGCUUUAUAUUGCAGAUAGGAAAGAACAAACAUUAAUAUCCAUGCCAUAUCAUGUGUGCACACUGAAGGAUACAGAAGAGGUAGAAUUGAAGUUUCCUGCACCAGGCAAGCCUGGAAAUUAUCAGUAUACAGUGUUUCUGAGAUCAGACUCCUAUAUGGGCUUGGAUCAGAUUAAACCACUGAAGUUGGAAGUUCACGAGGCCAAGCCUGUGCCAGAAAACCACCCACAGUGGGACACAGCAAUAGAAGGGGACGAAGACCAGGAAGACAGUGAGGGAUUUGAAGACAGCUUUGAGGAAGAGGAGGAGGAGGAGGAAGGCGGUGACUAACCCUGUGAGCGGACCACAGCGUUUGCACAUCCUUGCAAACACCUGCUGCUUUGUGAGUGAUAAUAAAGCAGAAGCAGUGGAGGACUGAUGUGGAGAGAAGUGUUGGCGUCUUCACUAGAAACGGAUGCAAAAAUAGGCCAUCGGUGCCACGGUACAAUCUGAAAAGGGUUUUUAAAGCCGUUCAGGUUUGGGGUGGUGCGUUUAUCUCAUCUGCAAAUGAUAAUAAAUCCUUUGAUGUUACAACUGUCCAGAAGUGUGGGCUGUGCAUUACCUGAUCAGAUUAUGCUCUCAGUAAAAGUCAAGGUACAUGAAAAACAAUCUAUAAAUGAGGAACUUUUCUUUGUUCAGCUUUAGUUUUAGUAAACAUUAAAAUAUGAUAAACAUCACAAAUAUGUUUUAAGUAACGUCUGCUCAAGUUUUUAAUCUGUUAGUAAGCUCUGUUACUCAUUUAUCAAUAUUUUACAAAUGGUAAGAUUGUAACAGUUCCAUAUGUGAGUUGAAACCAUAGUUUUCAUCUUUCUUGGCCAUAACUUAGCAUUCUCACACAUUCCACAUAAUACAGAGGGCUACAUUUUAGAAUUUUCUGUUCUUAAUUGCCCAGAGUUAGCAGACAUUAUAAAAGUGGCUUUUAAUGGCUUACAGCCUCUUAAAGCCUCUGGUGGUGUCAGUGCAGGAUCUAAUUCAUCUGAUAAGCUUCAGGGCCAAAGUGAUUGUGGGACCACACAUUCUCUGAUGCUUGGUUUAUGUCAUUCAGCCUUUUGGAAAAGGUUCACUAUAAAAGCUGAACUACAUUCGUAGCUUUUACUCUACCUGACUCUGUCAGAAGCCUUUAAAGACAGUAAAUACAGCUACAAAGGAGGCAGUUUUGUAUUCAUUUGGACUCCUGUUAAUAAAAUAGAAGUUUGGCUCAUUUUAUGUUUGUAAUUGUGUGUCUUUUUACUCCUAGAGAAAGGGCAUAAGUAGGGUAAUGUUUUAUUUUUCAACUCAAAGUUUGAUAUUGUACCUCACUGUGCAAGUGACUGCUAUCUCUGUAUACUCUUGGAAAACCCAGGAGGAAGACCUCUUCUCUCAUUUAGUACAACCCAAAAGGGCAGUGCUCAACACAGAGUAGAAAUGUGUGUGAUGAGUCACUGAGUCAGAGGAAUAUUUUUAUUACUAGACAUAGAGGACACACAUCUACAAUACUCUAAGACUGCAAUAAUCCUAUCAAACUCUCCAUAGGCCAAAGUACUGUUGCAAUACUAACUUAGGACCUUGUUCAUUUAAAAGGUUGCUACUCUUCUGCAGAAUUAUUGCUGGUAUUUUGUUACUACAGUAGUUGGAAAUAAAAUUUGAAAAUUACCAAAAAUAUGAAUUUUUUUGUUGUUGUUCUAAAUUUAAGAUGUAACACUUUACAGUUGUUCUCAUUGGAACCUUGCUCCCUGGAUGAAUGAAACUUCCCUUCCUCUGCAGGCACGGUGUGUGGGUUUGCCUUCGGAUCAAGUCUUACUGGGAAGCUCCAGUAGCUGCUAGACAUGCAAGUGUGAGGGAGUGAGUCAGCUCAUGUCAGAUGAGAGCAGAGCGAUGAGCAGAAACACAGAGUUGUGGUGUUUGUAUUUCCUAGCUUUACUGAAGUAGCCAGACUCAAGAAAGGCAACUCUAGUGGCUCUUUCCCUCUGAAAGGGCAUACAGACUGUUGAAACAACUGGCUUCUCUGGUGUGAGAUUCUCUGGGGAGGAUUUUACACCCUGAUAACAACACCAUGCCUACAAAACAAUAUGUCUUCCAUGAUUGGAAAUUCCGACAGUUUGCUUAUGUUUGCCUGUUUUGUGAUGUGUAUCAACAUCUCAACCUAAAGAACCAAUUAAACAAGGCCGUGGUGAAAGCCUCAGUUAGGGUGCUCAUCUCUGCUCAGCCACUAAACUCCACAUCCCUUUUUUUCCUCUGGAUUAGUAAUUUGUCCUACUUUGCAUUUAGUUGAAAUACAGAGUGAAAUUGAUUAUAUAUGAAAUUAAGUAGUUUACAUUGUGUAAAAGUUUUAGUCUCUAAAUAUGCAGAAUGUCUGUCAAAAUAAUAGCUUUCCACAAGGAGACUUACUGCUAGUCGAAAGUGUGGCAGCUGCGAAAGUGGACAUUGGAAGACCUGACUGCGGUCUCAGACCCCAAAGUAGACAUUUGCAUUCUCUAAAAUUUUGUGAUUUUUGAAAAGAGUUGAGCACAUUGAAUUAAGAUUUUGUGUGUGGAGCAAUCUCGUUCUUUGCUCUGCCUUUCCCAGCAUGCCCUGGGGGUGGAGAAGAACAGGCUGUUGUAGUACUGCUUACUGGGAAGCUCAGGCGAGGAGUGGGUAUAGGAGUGGAACGCCAUUCCCAUGUGGAACCAGGGAGUGUACUGAGGCUUUCUUAGUGUGAUUUGAUUUUUUUGUGUGUGUUUUUGAGACUCACUAUAUAGCCUAGGCUAGCCUUGAACUCACAAUGUAGCCCAGGUUGUGGACCUUGUGAUCCUCCUCUAGCCUCAGCCUCUUGGGUAAUAGGAUUACAGGCAAGAGCCACCACACCUGGUGUUAAACACAUUUACUCCAUGUAUUCAGGUACCUGCUCCAGCUGGCUCCUACUAUGCACUGGAGUGUUGUUUAGUAAUAAUGUGUGUUUCAAAUGCACUACAUGUUUUUGAGGGAUUGUCUAUCAUGUAUUUACUGAGUUUCCAUGUCCAGACUCUGUCAGUAGGCACUGCAGCUUUAUGGACACUAAUGUUAAGGACUUACCUUGGACUUAGUCAACACAUGGUGGGAAUUUUUUCUUCUUUCUCCCUUGGCACAGUGGCCAGUAUUUAGGAUGCUUCCCUCUUUCUCUUACUUCCUUGUUCUGUUGUUUGUUUGCUUGAUCUUGUCACUAGGCAGAAGAAUUGUGUUUUAAGGAGCCAGCUCUUCAGUUAGUUGGCCUUCGCCUGUUCUCUUAUCCCCUUUGGAUAAAGCAACAUGCAUCUUUUGUUUUUAAAUGCUUCUCUUUUGAAGCAUUUUCUCAACUCUAUGAAUCCCCUGUUUAGUCUGCCUUAAAGUGAAACAACUAUCAGUGAACCGUAGCAUGACAUUUUACCAGCUGUGCAGUGGUUACUUAAGUGUGUCUCGAGAUGGUAGCAUCAUCAUACACUUAAACUUGACACUAGGGCUAUUUUACAAACCUUAACAAACAAAACAGACACCACCUUGUACAUUUUCCUGUAACUGAGCUAAAAAUCCAAAUUGCAAUUAUAGGCAUGCUUUAGAAUUGUGGUUUCAGGCAGGGGUGUACAUCCUCGGGGUAUGCGGAUACUAAGUCCAUUGAGAAAAUGUUAAAAUAAUGAUUCUUUGUAUUUAAUCUCAUCCUUUUAAAUUUCUAUUUUUAUGUGUUUUAUAAUGUACAUAAUAUAUUGUACAGUUGUACACUUAUAUAAUUUAUAAAUAAAUACAUUUAUUGGUGCAUUA